AUGGCCUCCCCCACUUUCAUAUACGGUCUUGUAGGUGCCGUGGUCGCUCUAACGGUGUAUUGGCUGCUCCGGAUUGGCAGACGGGAUCCUCGAAUGCCUCCGGGGCCUCCUACGGUCCCGAUUCUCGGCAACAUGCACAUGAUUCCAACCACCGGCCUCGGAAAGAAGUUCAUGGAAUGGUCUCUGCAGUACGGCAAAAUCUUCUCUCUCAAGAUUGGUUCUGGCAAUAUCAUUGUGAUCUGUGACCGCAAAGCCGUCCAUGAGCUUCUCGAUAAGAAGGGAAGCAUCUACUCAGACCGGCCUCCAAACAUCGUCCCGCUCUUCAUUACGAGAGGUGAUCAUAUGACCAUGGAGUGUCAGAGUCCAUCUUGGCGAGAAAAGAGAACUGUUGUGACGCGCAAUUUGAACCCUAAGUCUUUGGAUGAGAAGCAUUUCAGGGUUCAAGAGACUGAGGCUGUUAUCUUGAUGAACCGUCUCUUGGAUGAUCCUAGCAACUUCUACUCAUAUUCACGCCUCUACGCCUCUUCUGUGGCUGCUAUUCUGGCCUGGGGCUUCCGAGCGACCACUCUGGACUCAUUCUGGUACAAAGAUGUCUCCGCCAUGAUUGAAAAGUGGCUCGGGGCGAUCGAACCCGGUGCGACACCUCCCGUCGACCUAAUCCCAUGGCUCUGGUACAUCCCCGGAAAAUGGAAGUCCCGCGUCUACAAGAUGCGAGAUCACAUGGAUAAAGUCUGGAGCCAAGCACGAGCAAUGGUCGAUGAUCGACGAGCAAGAGGUGAUCGUCGAGAGUGUAUGAUCGAUAUGAAGUUGGAUGAGUAUGAAAAGAACGGUUGGCCCAUGUCGCAGCACGCCUUCAACAACCUUUUUGGCGAGUUGAUGGAAGCAGGUGCUGAUACCACGGCGAACCAAAUUCUCACUUUGAUCUUGGCUUUGGCGAAAUAUCCCAAGUUUCAGGAGAAAGCGAGAGUGGAGAUUGAUGCUGUUUGCGGUACGGAACGAGCGCCUGUUUUUUCGGAUUUUGCGAAGAUGCCUUAUGUCAAUGCUAUCGUCAAGGAGGGUUUGCGGUGGAGGCCAACUUCCGAUCUAGGAUUGCCUCAUACCGUUACCAAGGAUGACUACUACGAUGGAAUGUUGAUCCCUAAGGGAAGUACUAUCUUCGUCGGAGUAUGGGCUAUGCAUCACGACAAGGAUUACUAUGGCAGUCAUGACACCUUCGACCCUGACCGCUAUCUGUCUCAUACAAAGCUAGCAAACGAAUACGCAGUAGGUCCAGAUUAUGAGAAACGAGAUAAGUCCACCCCUCAAUAA
Messenger RNA from Fusarium fujikuroi IMI 58289, 1308 nucleotides. RefSeq names its product related to O-methylsterigmatocystin oxidoreductase. Bases 1 to 1308 code for a protein of 435 amino acids. The record is from RefSeq and is a predicted model, not a curated record. Gene Ontology annotation, molecular function: heme binding; oxidoreductase activity, acting on paired donors, with incorporation or reduction of molecular oxygen; iron ion binding. NCBI's taxonomy places the organism in Eukaryota, Fungi, Ascomycota, Sordariomycetes, Hypocreales, Nectriaceae. The transcript has 6 exons.